Molecule: messenger RNA, 1871 nt
Organism: Cucumis melo (muskmelon)
Lineage: Eukaryota; Viridiplantae; Streptophyta; Magnoliopsida; Cucurbitales; Cucurbitaceae
Exons: 7
Coding region: 464-1714 (416 amino acids)
Source: RefSeq, a predicted model, not a curated record
UCAGUUAUUCGUUUAGAAAGGGUCUCUACCAUUUUUCUACUACUAAUAAUAUUUAUUAAUUAAAACGUCAUAUUUUAUUUUAUAGAGAUACAAAAACCCUUUAUCCCACACCUGCCAAAUUAAAUGGCGCUUCAAAAACUUUCCUUUCUCAUUUGUUUCAAAGUAUAAACUACCAUUUACGAAAAAUAAAUAAAAUGUAGCAAAACUGGCUUUUAUUUUUACUUUUCUUUUUCUUUUUAUCAAACUCUCAUAAUUAUGUUAGGGAGCUAUAUGGUAUUUUGGCCUAUGUCUUAUAUAAGACUUAUUCGGGCAGGCCAUUAAGCACAUACGCCGUCGUGUUGUUGUAAAGAAACCCAUAACUGACUCGAACGAAAAAUAGUACGCGCCAAAGCAAACCAUUUUCUUCAUCGGGGCGGGCUUCAUACUACAAAGUGACUGUACCGGGCAUUGGCAACCGCCGGUAAUGUCUGUAUUCGGAUGGUAUGGACCUCUGAUCGAUCUCUCCGAAGCUGCUCUUCACGUUGGCGGUUUUGUUCAACUCCUCGUCUUCAUUCAUCGAUCCACUCCUGUUGAGUACAAAUUGACCAGUGGCGGAGACGUCAUAAGGACUGACAUUAAGGUAGCUGAUGAUACACGGUCGUUUUUCUCUGUAUCAUUAUGGCAGAAGAAAAUGGCUGCCGCUGCAAUUCCGGGCGAUGUUGUGUUGUUGCAGAAUGUGAAACUAAGGAAAUUCGGAGAUUCAACUGAGGCAACAACUGUUCAUUGUUCUUCCCUAGAGUGUAUAAUCCAUCCUUACGAAACACUUGUCUCUGAAGGUGUAGAUGAAUUAACGGCCAAUUGUCGAGCUGGUUUAGCAGCUAAAGAAAAGCUGAGGAAGGUUGUAGAAUGGGCGAAGGGGGCUGGUUCUACCUUCCACAACAUAAGAUUGCCUAGUGACCAAAAAACUAACCAGUUCUUCCGUAACUGGAAAUUGCCGGAAAAGGGGAUGUCCAGAGACUAUCUCUUGCUAUCCGAAGUAUCAUGUCUUACUGAAUCAUGCAAGGUUAUAUUUGAUGCGUCAAUUGGGGAAAUCUUUUUGUUAACCCCCUGGAUGAAUCUUGAUGAACUUCGAAAAGAGAAGUUGUUUGUCAGCAGGCGAUUGUCUAACGAUGAAGAUUUUGGUCUGGCAGAAGAUCUCAUUUGCACUGGUUGCCAGUUGUGUGGUUCGCCUUUAGGUCUGGAAAAUGGGUCUGUGGAUAAUCAGAUUUCCGUUCCACUUUGUUGUUCAAAAAGCUUGAACCGCCUUCAUGUAGUAAGCAUGAUAUAUAGGCCUUUCAUGCUAUACGUAUGGGAUGAAUCAGAAUACCUUCCUCUGCUUGUUAAGAAUCAAGCUGCAGAAAUCUUGUUUGGUAACAUCAAAGCUGAAAAGAUUUAUUCUCACUAUAGUUGGCAUAAAUCCAAUUCCCAUCCCAACACAAAUGCUGUUUCUGAAUCAAGCCAUUCCAGUGCUCCGAUUGGUAAUUCCCCUCGAGCAUUCGAGAACGGAGAGAGGCCUUCUAAAACUUUAUAUCAAAUCUGGUUGAUUUUGCUGAAAAUGUUGUUAGAACAAGGAAAAAACAGCCCUCUUAAAUUUGAAGUAACGGUUAAUACCAGCAUGGAUAAAGAGAAUGGGAGAUUUGAGAUGGUUUCUUCGACAUUUCCAUGCUCCUUAUUGAUCAAUCGGUCUUUGGACUGAUCACAUCCAAUUCCCUAACGUAAGGUAAGAAUUCACUAGUAAAUUAUGGACUUAACAUUUGAAAAAUCGAUGAAACACAAAAUUGUAUUUUAUGUUUUCAAAUGUUUGGUGGUAGAUUCAUUAAUUAAAUUCUAAUUUAAAUAAUUCUAUUUUCUUA